UGCGACGGCACACAUAUUCACAUUGCCUCCAGGCCAAAAAAUUAAUUUCUGGCAUUUGGGUUCAACAAAUAUUUUUAGACGGCAGGAUGUGUAAGAAAAACUCGAUGGCGGGUGGAUCCGCCGUUUAUCCGGACGAAAUGGAUAAAGGCGCAACGUCGAAUCACAUCAGCAUCGGCCGGAUGCUCAUUAUGUGGCGACGCUCCGUCUACAAAGUCGUCUACAAGGAACUAAUCGCAUUUCUUUUCACGUUCGGCACAAUUAGUGCCAUCUACCGUUAUGCCCUCGACGAAAAUCAGAAAAAGUAUUUCGAGGAAUCAAAAGCCUUUUUCCAGUCUUACAUCGAUCAUUUGUCGGUGCCGUUUCUUCUCGGGUUUUACGUAACUACCGUGGCUGGUCGGUGGUGGGCGCAAUACCUUACAAUCCCAUGGCCGGACAAACUGAUGUUAACUAUUCAAAUUUACAUCCCUGGUGAUGGAGAGGAAGUUCGAGUAUUACGACAGGGACUCGUCCGUCGAGCGCUUUUAAUGCUGAUCCUUUUGUUGCGUUCCAUCUCUUCCGCAGUGCGUCGCCGCUAUCCGAAUUUUCAGAGCCUCGUCAAAGAAGGGAUUAUGACUCGAAAGGAGAAACAGUGCUACGAGUCUGUAAUUCCAGUCGUCAACUUAUUUUGGGUACCUGCAACUUGGUUCGUUUCAGCUCUUAAUGAAGCUGUUAGCGCUGGUACCUUAAAAAAUGAAUAUGGAGCUAAACUCAUCAUGGAGGAAUUUCUAGAAUUUCGCGCUAAUUGCGGAGCUCUUUGGAGCUACAACUGGGUCAGCAUUCCUAUGAUCUACACCCAAGUUUGCACGUUGUCGACUUAUUCUUAUUUCAUCGCCUGUCUGAUGGCCCGCCAGUACACGGGCCCUAGUCUUCAAUCGUUGGAAGACAUUGACAUUGUCCUGCCUCUUGGAACAAUCAUGGAACUUAUUUGCUACGUUGGUCUCUUAAAAGUGGCCGAACAGAUUAAAAACCCUUUUGGAGACGCUGACGAGGAUUUUGAUCUCAACUUUCUCAUCACUCGACAUCUCAGAACGGUUCAUCUUGGACUUGGUGACGUAGGUGAUAUUCGAUUGCCUUUGAUAGAGCCUACCGAUUCAAGCACAGUUCAUUCAACGGACGAUUCACUCAUGCUAAUGCCAGGCCAACUGAUGCAUGAUCAUCCACAAUCUACUUCGACCACUUUUAAUAAUCGCUGAAAACGGCGAUUUCAUACAAACACACCAUCACAACCAAAUCAAAAACAUGACCUUAUUCGGAUAAAACUAUAUCGAUUGUUUGUCAAGUUAGAAAAUGGACACACAGCAAUAUAAUAUAAAGCAGCGCUUGUAUGAGAAACCUGACAAACAACUUAUUGUCAGCUUUGCACCUCCUUGCAAAAAUAACAUGUUACGAUUUAAUUCAACAGAGGACAUAAAUGUAUCAUAUUAUUUGAACCGCUAUUAGAUUUUAUUACUCCCAGGACACAUCUAACAACAUGUUGUACGCGUUUAGUUGUUUGAUUCAACUGUUGUAUUUGUGAAGUUGGCUGUGUAGUGCGCAGCAACCUGACCAUGUAUGAUCGAUG
Molecule: messenger RNA, 1600 nt
Organism: Daphnia pulicaria
Lineage: Eukaryota; Metazoa; Arthropoda; Branchiopoda; Diplostraca; Daphniidae
Product: bestrophin-2-like
Exons: 8
Coding region: 87-1232 (381 amino acids)
Molecular function (GO): chloride channel activity
Source: RefSeq, a predicted model, not a curated record